AUGAUGUGUUCUCUGUGGAGCACAGGAAGAACUGACCAGAAGGACAUGAGGGACAUGAGACUGUCUCAGACCCUGGUCCUCACAGUCUCAGACCCUGGUCCUCACAGUCUCAGACCCUGGUCCUCACAGUCUCAGACCCUGGUCCUCACAGUCCCAGUCCCUGGUCCUCACAGUCUCAGACCCUGGUCCUCACAGUCCCAGACCCUGGUCCUCACAGACCCAGACCCUGGUCCUCACAGUCCCAGACCCUGGUCCUCACAGUCUCAGACCCUGGUCCUCACAGUCUCAGACCCUGGACCUCACAGUCUCAGACCCUGGACCUCACAGUCUCAGACCCUGGACCUCACAGUCUCAGACCCUGGUCCUCACAGUCCCAGACCCUGGUCCUCACAGUCUCAGACCCUGGUCCUAACAGUCCCAGACCCUGGUCCUCACAGUCUCAGACCCUGGUCCUCACAGUCUCAGACCCUGGUCCUCACAGUCUCAGACCCUGGUCCUCACAGUCUCAGACCCUGGUCCUCACAGUCUCAGACCCUGGUCCUCACAGUCCCAGUCCCUGGUCCUCACAGUCUCAGACCCUGGUCCUCACAGUCCCAGACCCUGGUCCUCACAGACCCAGACCCUGGUCCUCACAGUCCCAGACCCUGGUCCUCACAGUCUCAGACCCUGGUCCUCACAGUCUCAGACCCUGGACCUCACAGUCUCAGACCCUGGUCCUCACAGUCUCAGACCCUGGACCUCACAGUCUCAGACCCUGGUCCUAACAGUCUCAGACCCUGGUCCUCACAGUCUCAGACCCUGGUCCUCACAGUCCCAGACCCUGGUCCUCACAGUCCCAGACCCUGGUCCUCACAGUCUCAGACCCUGGUCCUCACAGUCUCAGACCCUGGUCCUCACAGUCUCAGACCCUGGACCUCACAGUCUCAGACCCUGGUCCUAACAGUCUCAGACCCUGGUCCUCACAGUCUCAGACCCUGGUCCUCACAGUCUCAGACCCUGGUCCUCACAGUCUCAGACCCUGGUCCUCACAGUCUCAGACCCUGGUCCUCACAGUCUCAGACCCUGGUCCUCACAGUCUCAGACCCUGGUCCUCACAGUCCCAGACCCUGUGCGGGGCGUUGUGGAGCGGCGCGUUGCGGCUUGGUACGGGACGGCGUGGUGCGGGACGGCGUGGUGCGGGACGGCGUGGUGCGGGACGGCGUGGUGCGGGACGGCGUGGUGCAGGGCGGCGUGGUGCGGGGAGUGCGCGCGGUGCAGGGAGUCGCGCGUGCGGGGCGUUGUGGAGCGGCGCGUUGCGGCUUGGUACGGGACGGCGUGGUGCGGGACGGCGUGGUGCGGGACGGCGUGGUGCGGGACGGCGUGGUGCGGGACGGCGUGGUGCAGGGCGGCGUGGUGCGGGGAGUGCGCGCGGUGCAGGGAGUCGCGCGUGCGGGGCGUUGUGGAGCGGCGCGUUGCGGCUUGGUACGGGACGGCGUGGUGCGGGACGGCGUGGUGCGGGACGGCGUGGUGCGGGACGGCGUGGUGCGGGACGGCGUGGUGCAGGGCGGCGUGAGAGUGCCCUCCAGUACACUGCUGUGUCCUGGUGCAGCACCAGUAACAAGAACCAGGCUGAACCAAAUUAUUCAACAGGCCAGCUCUGUGGUCGGGCUGAAGCUGGUUCCUGUGGAGUUGGGAGACCUUCAGGAGGUUCUGGAGAAGCUGCAGACGACAAGGAUCAAUCACUGGGAGAAGAAGUACGGACAGGUCCCCUCUUGUGACUUGGGAGAACACUGUGCGGUCCGGAGAGGCGCUCGUAUCGGCCGCAUGUGCGACUGUCCACAGGGGGCCGUCUGUAACUUCUUCCUCCUGAAGUGUCUGAUCUAG
Molecule: messenger RNA, 1863 nt
Organism: Knipowitschia caucasica
Lineage: Eukaryota; Metazoa; Chordata; Actinopteri; Gobiiformes; Gobiidae
Source: the annotation of a GenBank genome assembly